Molecule: messenger RNA, 725 nt
Organism: Formica exsecta
Lineage: Eukaryota; Metazoa; Arthropoda; Insecta; Hymenoptera; Formicidae
Product: 5-hydroxyisourate hydrolase-like
Exons: 3
Coding region: 130-501 (123 amino acids)
Biological process (GO): purine nucleobase metabolic process
Molecular function (GO): hydroxyisourate hydrolase activity
Source: RefSeq, a predicted model, not a curated record
GGAGUAAGUAUCGUAGUAUUUUCUCCAAUUGUUAAAAUGUAUAUAUAUAUAUAUAAUGUAUGAAAAACUAAAUUUGUAUAGAAGAUAAAAUAAGAAACACCAAACACAAAUAGAGGAAGAGUUUAAUAGAUGAUCACUUCCGUAAAUCUGAAUGAAGCAAAGUUGAGUAUCACUACGCACGUUUUGGAUACUAGUAGAGGUCUGCCUGCUGACGGUUUGGCAGUAUGUCUCUUCAAAUUCGAAAAUGGCAAAUGGAUUCUUCUAAAAGAGAGCACGACAGAAUCAAACGGACGUUGCGCGGAUCUGCUACAGAACGAGCGAGAAAAUUCUACGCCCGGUAGAUUCAAGAUCGAAUUUCGGGUGAAUGAUUAUUUCAGACGAAACGCGACUAGUUCGAUAUAUCCGCUGAUUGAUGUGGUGUUUGAUGUGCAAAAUCAUGAACAUUAUCACAUUCCUUUGUUGUUGAGUCCUUUUGGAUUUACCACGUAUCGCGGCUCAUAAUCGAUUUUUAAUUAAUCCGUUAUACAAUGAUGAUUUAUAUUUCAAAACAUUUCUCCUUGAGAGAUUUAUUAGAAAAAUAGAUUUUACUUAUGUGGAUAACACGCGCUUUUUUUAUACAUGCCGAUCGAAUUGCAUGAGAAAUGAUGGUUGAUGGAAUUAAAAUAACGAAAAUAAAAUAAAAUUACGUUAUAAUAAUUUUACGAUUGCAAAAAUUGAAAACAAUU